AUGUCCGGUCGUGGUAAAGGCGGUAAAGGUCUCGGAAAAGGUGGAGCAAAACGCCAUCGCAAGAUUCUCCGUGACAACAUCCAAGGAAUUACCAAACCUGCUAUUCGCCGUCUCGCACGCCGUGGGGGUGUAAAACGUAUUUCCGGACUUAUCUAUGAAGAAACACGAGGUGUACUUAAAGUUUUUCUUGAAAACGUUAUUCGAGAUGCCGUUACGUACACAGAACAUGCAAAACGUAAAACAGUAACUUCUCUCGACUCUACGACAUGUGAAGUUGAUCCUGAAGUGCUACAAAAGCUUCGGAAAUUUAGAUUUGGGAAACAAAAAGGAAUUUCUGCUUUUAUUUUAAAGAUUGACCGAGAAAAGUUAUUAGUCGUUGAAGAUGCUAUAUAUGACGAUAUAUCUUUAGAGGAUCUUGCUGAAG
This is a messenger RNA of Scutellospora calospora, 424 nucleotides long. Lineage: Eukaryota; Fungi; Glomeromycota; Glomeromycetes; Diversisporales; Gigasporaceae. The record is from the annotation of a GenBank genome assembly.